Helianthus annuus (common sunflower) is the source of this 1752-nucleotide messenger RNA. Its product is annotated as nicotinamide adenine dinucleotide transporter 2, mitochondrial. The transcript has 10 exons. Gene Ontology annotation, molecular function: NAD transmembrane transporter activity. Bases 386 to 1411 code for a protein of 341 amino acids. The record is from RefSeq and is a predicted model, not a curated record. NCBI's taxonomy places the organism in Eukaryota, Viridiplantae, Streptophyta, Magnoliopsida, Asterales, Asteraceae. Gene Ontology annotation, biological process: NAD transmembrane transport.
CAUGUAAUAAAGAUUCUUUUUUGUUUCCAUGAAAGCUACAAACUUGACCACACAAAUUUAGAUCUGGCCAUCUGGGUUCCCAAAUUCCCAAAAGGGUAUGCGAUUUUAGGUCAUAAUUUUCAAUCUUGAUACAAUCGGACAAAUUAAAAAGUCCCAAAUUUCCGAUUUCACAUCCAGCGAAAGUGAAAGCAUAAACGCUACGCAUCGAAUUGCGACAGAGUCCUUAUUCUUCUUGUUCUUUUUCAACCAAAAGUGUCAAAUACGUUUCAUUGGUCCGCUAUUUUACUCUCGUCUACAGGAAUUUACGCUUAUAAAUAGCGGCUUGUUUGAGAUUUGGCUUCAAUUUCAUUCUUCUGUUUAUUAUUCUUAUCAUUGUUGUUGGAGUAUGACGGUUGGGGAGCCACGGAAUGGUAAGGAUAUUAUAUACGACGCCGUUUCCGGUGCCUCUGCAGGGGCUAUUGCUGCGACGAUAAUGAGCCCGUUGGACGUGAUCAAAACAAGAUUGCAAGUUUAUGGCCUGCCUGAUGUUUCCAGGAAUAAAGGUGGUGUAAUCGUCAGUAGCCUACAAACGAUUAUAAGAAACGAGGGAUUGAGGGGAUUAUAUCGGGGCCUUUCACCAACAUUAGCUGCACUACUUCCAAACUGGGCUGUCUAUUUUGCCGUUUAUGGGCAACUUAAAGAGCUUCUUGAUUCACAUGGUGAUGGUCAUGGGCAUCUUACGUUCGGGGCGAACAUGGUAGCCGCUUCUGGUGCCGGAGCCGCCACCGCGAUCACCACAAAUCCAUUGUGGGUCGUAAAGACAAGACUUCAAACGCAAGGGAUGAGAGUCGGUGUAGUUCCAUAUACAAGCAUAUCUUCAGCCUUGAGGCGUAUUGUUCAUGAGGAAGGCUUUAAAGGGUUGUACAGUGGACUCCUGCCUUCCCUUGCGGGUAUUAGUCAUGUUGCUAUCCAGUUUCCAGCGUACGAGAAGAUCAAACUCUACUUGGCGGAAAGGGAUCAUACAACUACUAGCGGUCUAAGCCCAGGGAAGCUUGCAAUUGCUUCUUCAAUGUCCAAAAUUCUUGCUUCCUUACUAACUUACCCACACGAGGUGAUUCGUUCAAGGCUUCAAGAACAAGGGCACAUGAGGAACCCGGAAACACAUUACGCAGGCGUUGUUGAUUGCGUAAAGAAAGUUUUUCAAAAAGAAGGCGUGACGGGUUUCUACAGAGGGUGUGGAACUAAUCUUUUAAGAACCACACCAUCGGCCGUGAUAACUUUCACGAGUUAUGAGAUGAUUAACAGAUUUUUGCAGCAUGUUCUUCCUCCUCACGGUAAUACGCCUUCUAAACCUGAUGAUGGCCAGACGAAACCGAAUCGAGAAGUGAAAUCGAAUGAUGUCAAUGAUUUAAGGACGUCUAAAAUGAUCUAAUCAUACUGCUACAACAAGUUUUCAGUGAUUGGAAUGAUGUUCUUGAAUUUUCAAUGAAAACAAUUUGAUGAUGAUGAUGAAGAAGAAGAAGACUAUGAAUAAUUGUAGGUGACACCAUUUUGGUUUUUUAUAAUUUUGUUACUUUUUUUAAAUAAAAGGAAUUAGUUUACAUUUGUGUUUUUUUAUAUUGUUUGAAUAUUUGAGUCAAGUUAAGUGUAGCCUUAUUUUUAAAUUUUGGGAGAAGGAUUGACUGAUUUAAGACUAGGGUACAGACGUUAAAGCAUGGUGUACAAGCUAAUUCGGCUUGAUUUUCUAAAUCGGUAAAACGUUUAUGCUUUGCA